This is a messenger RNA of Phycomyces blakesleeanus NRRL 1555(-), 1395 nucleotides long. RefSeq lists its product as hypothetical. Lineage: Eukaryota; Fungi; Mucoromycota; Mucoromycetes; Mucorales; Phycomycetaceae. Bases 1 to 1395 code for a protein of 464 amino acids. The transcript is spliced from 10 exons. The record is from RefSeq and is a predicted model, not a curated record.
AUGGCAUCGACAACCACAUCAGAAGUCAAUAACACAGUGAUUAAGAAAAAGGUCAUACAGCAUUGGCAAGUAUUUUUAAGAGCACCAAGUGUAGGACACUUCAGAAAAGAUGUAGGACACCUCAGAAAAGAUAUGGGACACUUCAGAAAAGAUGUAGGACACCUCAGAAAAGAUAUGGGACACUUUAGAAAAGAUGUAGGGCACCUCAGAAAAGAUAUGGGACAUUUCGUAAAAGAUAUGGGACACCUCAGAAAAGAUGUAGGACACUUCGACUACUCGCAAAUGAUGGGAGAAAUAUGGCAGUUCAUGCUCAUAGCAUCGUGGACAGUUAUGUUGUUUUUUACAUACACGCCUUGUGUUAUGGUUAUUAUUGAGGAAUACCCAAGCUCUUCGGUUACAUCACCAUGGAUGAAAAGCCAAGCUUCCUGCCUUGUCCUUGGACACAAACCCAAUGAUCCAGAAGAGAGAAAAAAAGUAAAAGAACAUCUAGAAAAAAGUGGUUUAAUUGCAGUACACAUACGUAAUCACGAUCCCUUUCAACCGGUGGCCAUUGGUAUCAAUGUAUACGAGCGAGAUCCCUUCAAAUUCAUAAGUUAUCCUGAUUCUCCAACAAUUCCAAACAGGGCUAGAAAACCGAAGCUUGAUAACACGGUUAUACCAUUCUGCAAGGAUCGUCUGCUAAACCUUAUGAAGGAAAUUGCCACCGAUAAAAAUCCUUUGAACGACAAUUGUUAUUCCAAACAAUUCCUAACUGCAGAAGAUCAAUACCAGCUAAUGUGCAGCAAAGAUCUGGGGAAAAUCAGGGCGUUUACGAAAAAAUCAGCGAAAACCUGGGCGAAACUUAUGGGUAGUUAUGAACAGCUGAGGGCGUUCGUGACGGAUACUUCCAACUCGGUGAAAGCAUACUGGAAAUAUUUACAACAUGAUACCAAAUACAUAACAAUUGGAUAUGCACGUAAAUCGCCAACUGACGAAACAAAAGAAUCACGCAUACGUUUAUUACAGUUAAUGGUGAACAAACUAUACUCCCGCGGAAAGUGUGGAGAAGUAUUCGUGAGCCCAAUUUGCAAAGCAGACCAACCAAUAUUAGAAAGAGACUCGCCAAAGCAGGAUGAUUUACUGCUGAAUUUAAAAGGAUCCCAUGGCGAUAUAUCAGAUUUAGUUGAACGCGUCCAUUUCAGCCAAAAGCCUUUCCGCCUUGUCAUCAUUGACUAUGCCGGGCUUUCAAUGUCACCAAAUGAUAUUAGGAUUUGUUUGGAACAAUGCAGCAAUAUCAAGGAAGUUGUUGUAGAUCAUAGCUCUUCGUUUGAGAUCUUAUCACGUUUUGAUCUUUUGAAAAGUAAUGGUCUAGAAAAAUUUAAAUGUCGACAUGCUAACGUUAAACGAUCAAAGUAA